Molecule: messenger RNA, 1170 nt
Organism: Puma concolor (puma)
Lineage: Eukaryota; Metazoa; Chordata; Mammalia; Carnivora; Felidae
Source: RefSeq, a predicted model, not a curated record
AUGCCCUGGAGAAUGGGUGGCAACAUCCAGGGUCCCUGGGUCCGAGGCUGGAAGAGCCUCUGGUCAGGUGUGGGAACUGCCAGGUCAGGUCUGGAAGAGCUGUGGGGACUACGGGGGCAUCAGUGCCUACACCAGGAGCCCCUGGAGCCGACCCCGUUGCUAAUAGAGAAGCCUCUGUCUGAGUGGCCAGUGCCUCAGUUCGUCAACCUUUUUCUGCCGGAGUUUCCCAUUAGGCCUCUUACAGGGCAUCACCAGCUGAAGAUUUUAGGACUUGUGGCUAAAGGCUCCUUUGGAACAGUCUUCAAGGUGCUAGAUUGUGACCAGAAAGCAGUAUUUGCAGUGAAGGUGGUGUCCAAGGUAAAGGUCCUACAGAGGGACAUCCUGAGGCAGUGCAAAGAGGAGGUUAGCAUCCAGCGACAGAUCAACCAUCCUUUUGUACACGGUUUGGGGGACAGCUGGCAGGGAAAACGACACCUCUUCAUUAUGUGCAGCUACUGCAGUACAGAUCUGUGCUCCCUGUGGUCCUCUGUCGGCUGCUUGACUGAGGCUUCCAUCCGCCUCUUUGCUGCUGAACUGGUUCUGGUGCUGUGCUAUCUCCAUGAUUUGGGCAUCAUCCACCGAGAUGUGAAGAUGGAGAAUAUCCUUCUGGAUGAACGAGGCCAUGUGAAACUGACAGACUUUGGUUUGUCCCGCCACCUGCCCCAGGGAGCCCGAGCCUAUACUAUCUGUGGCACCCUUCAGUACAUGGCCCCAGAGGUCCUGAGUGGAGGGCCUUACAACCAUGCUGCUGACUGGUGGUCCCUGGGUGUCUUGCUUUUCUGUCUGGCAACUGGGAAGUUCCCAGUGGCUGCAGAGAGGGAUCAUGUGGCCAUGUUGGCAAGUGUGACACACUAUGAUUCUGAGGUCCCAGCUUCUCUUAACCAGGGGCUCUCACUCCUGCUCCAUGAGCUCUUAUGCCAGAAUCCCCUCCACCGUCUACGUUAUUUGCAUCACUUCCAGGUCCACCCUUUCUUUCGGGGUGUGGCCUUUGACCCAGAGCUCCUACAGAAGCAGCCAGUGAACUUUGUCAUGGAGACACAAGCUACCCAGCCCAGUCCAUCGGAGUCCAUGCUUUUCAAGAACUUUGACUGUAACCUGGAGUCCUACCUGGUCCAUCCCAGCCUUGCUUGA